This is a messenger RNA of Knipowitschia caucasica, 2373 nucleotides long. The record is from the annotation of a GenBank genome assembly. NCBI's taxonomy places the organism in Eukaryota, Metazoa, Chordata, Actinopteri, Gobiiformes, Gobiidae.
AUGAGGUGUGAUGAUACUUCUGACCGCCAGAGGUCACCAAAAGCCAAUCUUCCUCUGGACCGUAGACGACCCAAGCGGAGGCUGACAGGCACUGGGCACAAAACAUGGCGACGAGUAUCCGAAACAAACACGAUUAACCUACCAAGGAUGACCGCUGAAACACGCCGACGUUAUGGCUUUGAACUGAUCAAAUCCACCACAUCCACGAUUAAGACCUGUGGAGUGCGAUGCAGCCGUGAGAGAAAAAGGACUUCAGCUAAAGUGAACUGGAGCAUGAAGAAGCCAGUGUCACAGAAAGCAUUAGAGUGGCACGAUGUCAGACAAAUUAAACAUCCCAGAAGUGGACGACCCUCCCGACUGCCCCCACAGUAUCAAGGUCACUUCAGCUGGGAUAAAUAUUUGAAAGAGACUGGUGCCGUGGCAGCACCUGCAUCCUGCUUCAAACAGAGCCUUACUCCUCCAGUCAAUGAAUUCAAGGCAGGGAUGAAGCUGGAGGCGCAGGACCCGCGGAACACCACCUCCACAUGUAUCGCCACAGUGGUGGGUUUGACAGGGUCACGUCUGCGUCUGCGCCUGGACGGCUCUGACAACAAGAAUGACUUCUGGCGCCUGGCGGAUUCUUCUGAGAUCCAACCAAUCGGCAGCUGCGAGAAGAGUGGAGGCAUGCUGCAGCCUCCCCUCGGUUUUCGGCUGAAUGCCUCUUCAUGGCCCAUGUUUCUUCUGAAAACGCUAAAUGGAGCAGAGAUGGCACCUUUCCGCAUUUUCCACAAGCAGGAGCCUCCCACUCCAGAGCAGAACCUGUUCCAAUUGGGCAUGAAGCUGGAGGCAGUGGACCGCAAGAAUCCACACUUCAUCUGUCCAGCCACGGUGGGUGCACUGCGCGGCGUGGAGGUGCUGGUCACCUUUGACGGCUGGAGAGGAGCCUUUGACUAUUACUGCCGCUAUGACUCACGGGACAUCUUCCCUGUGGGCUGGUGCGCGCUCACCGGAGACAACCUACAGCCUCCUGGAACGAAAGUUGUGUUGCUGAAGAGCCUGCGAGCUCCAACAGACAGCGGUGUAGACGGUCCAGCGAUGGCUCCCAGUCCUACGGUGGGCAGACCUCCAGGCCAGAGGGGCCGAAGACCGGGACGCAAAAAGGCCAUUACAAGGGCACCCCUGGGACCGCAGAGCAUAGAGCCAUGUACAGAUCUGGUCCCAGUGAAAAUGUCCAAGAAACGAGGGCCAAAACCUGGCAGUAGACUUGCUUGGACCAAAAGAGCAGCAUGGUUUGAAGAUGUCAUCCUGAAUGGACCAGGACGGUCUGUUGGUCUGGGGAGACCAAGGGGACGGAUACCCACCAACUGGGCCCAGAGGAUAGCACUGCAGCAGUCCCAUGUUCAGGCACUCGCUGUCAAGAUCCCAAAGAAAAGAGGCCCAAAACCAGGAAGCAAGAGGAAGCCUCGUUUGAUGCCAAAUCCAGACCCCACGUCCCCCACCAGCUGCACCCCGGAGCCCGACACAAGCACCGUGCCUCUGGACAACGCCACUAUCCCCAACUCUGCUCUUCAGGCCCCCACAGUGUGCGUGUAUUUGAACAAGUACGGCAAAGCGGGUCCUCACUUAGACUCGCGGCGGAUUCAGCACCUUCCGGACCACUUUGGGCCGGGCCGGGCCUCCUCAGUCCUGCAGCAGUGUGUCCAGGCCUGUGUGGACUCGGCUCACAACCAGCGCUCCGUGUUCUCCUGCCUCAAGUCUGGCCAGGGAGGAGAAGUCAUUUCAGCUUACUUUGACCAGCAGCAGCACACCCUGACGCUGCCCACGGUCACCAGCGUCACCUAUGUUCUACGUUUCCUGGAGAAGCUGUGUCACAACCUCCACUGCGACCCGCUGUUUGGGAAUCAGCCCGUGGCCAGAGGAGAACGCAGAGCUUUCGGGAACACCGUUGUGGCUGUUCCAGACCGGGGCAAGCGCUUCCUUCAAGAGCCCUAUCACAGAUCAGUUCCACACAAGCUUCCCAAAAUGUUCUGCCAUUCCACAGACGAUGAGUCGCACAUGAAGAAAAGUCCUCCGCCUCAAACCUCCGCCGUGCAGUCGUCGGGCCUCGGGUCUCCCUCCAAACAGACGCACAACCACAACUCCACAGGCAGCCUGAGGGAGAGCCCGAAGCCCAGCGGUCAGGACCCCAGCGUGUGGACCGUGGAGGAGGUGACGCAGUACAUCAGAGACAUCGACCCGGUGCUGGCUCCUCACGCCGAGCUCUUCAGGAAACAUGAGAUUGAUGGAAACGCCCUUCUAUUGCUACGCAGUGACACGAUGAUGAAAUACAUGGGCUUAAAGCUGGGUCCCGCCCUCAAACUCACCUUCCACAUUGAUAAGCUCAAACGUUCUUGA